AUGAAGGUACAAAACUCUCUAGCUCUGAAUUUCAUCCUUCUGACUGCUGUUAUUUGCUAUCCAGCUAUCCAGAAGGAGAAGAAAUCAGGCCCCCACAAACUCCUCCUGAUCUCCUUCGACGGCUUCCGGUGGAAUUACGAUGAGGAUGUGGACACUCCAUACCUGGAUUAUCUGACCAAGGAAGGAGUGAAAGCAAAAUACGUUACACCUCCCUUUGUGACUAUGACUUCGCCUUCGCAUUUUACAAUUAUCACAGGCCGCUGGAUUGAAGAUCAUGGAGUCAUCCAUAAUAUGAUGUUCAACACAGAAACUCUACGGAAGUACGGCUAUAAAGAAACGCAGAACAAGACUGAAUGGUGGGACAAUGGAGUUCUUCCCCUCUGGAUCACAGCUCAAAAUCAGGGGAAAAAAACUGCCUCUUUUCACUAUCCAGGGGGCAAUGCUAACUAUAGUGGUCAGUCAGUCAUGAGAACCUUGGCAGAAUCCUACACUCAUCCUGACAGCAAUGAGACAGAAUGGAGAGAGAACAUUGAUAUUGUCAUGGACUGGUUCGCUAAAGAAGAUUUUGAUUUUGUCACACUUUAUUAUGGGGAACCUGACAGUACUGGGCAUUACAUUGGCCCAGAGACUGACGCCAGGAGAAAAAUAAUCCAACAAAUUGACCGAACCAUCGGUUACCUGCUCACCGCAAUAGAAGAACACAGUUUGAAAGACACCCUCAAUGUCAUCAUUACAUCUGAUCAUGGCAUGACCACUGUCAAAAAGAAACCACAGAUUGAAGAGAUCUUGUUGGCCAAUUACAUUAAAUUCAGAGACUUGGUGAAGUUCGACAUUGUUGAUUAUGGAGGGUUUGGGAUGAUACUACCCAAACCAGGGAAAGAAGAGGAAAUCUACCAGGCGUUGAAAAAUGCGCACCCUCAUUUGCAGGUCUACAAAAAGGAAGAGUUUCCUGAACAUUUUCAUUUUGCCAAGCACGAGCGUGUGUUGCCAAUCCUAUUUUAUGGCGAUUCUGGUUAUGUGAUCAAUGGGAGGUGGAUUAUCUAUGUUAACAAAGGUGACCACGGAUUCGACAACAAAGGCAUGGAUAUGAAGACCAUCUUUAGAGCUUUUGGUCCCGAUUUCAAGAAGGGAUAUUUAGCAGAACCUUUUGACAGCAUCCACAUUUAUCCUCUGAUGUGCAAGCUCCUAGAAGUCCAGCCAGAACUGAACAAUGGUUCUCUGGCAUUUACUGAAGACAUGCUCAGUUUGGCAGCAUCAGGCAAGUGCCUUAUGCCUGUCUUAGGUUUUGGAACGAUAAGUCUCCUCUUUCUCCUGAUGUCUAUCUAG
Molecule: messenger RNA, 1326 nt
Organism: Python bivittatus (Burmese python)
Lineage: Eukaryota; Metazoa; Chordata; Lepidosauria; Squamata; Pythonidae
Product: ectonucleotide pyrophosphatase/phosphodiesterase family member 7-like
Source: RefSeq, a predicted model, not a curated record